GCCCAACAAGUCUCUUAAUUUUUACCAGAAGGAGCUGAAGAGGAAACAAAAACGGCAGAAGAAGUCAGGUGAAGGAGACAUAUAUCUGAUCACUUAAAGUUCUUAAAAGAUCUUCCCUCAGCACACAAAGAUGGGACAGUGGCGCUAUAUCCUCUUUGUGGUGUUUUCACUUUGUGGACCUUUUAUCAGAGAAUCACAUCAGGCCACUGUAUUUGAUGUUAGGGGACACAACGAGCCUCAGAGACAUCUUCUCAUGGAAGAAAGCAAUCUAACCACUCCUAACGGUACUCAUCGUCUGGGGGUGUCAGAUAAAGACGUAGUACCUCCAAAGUCUCUGGAGUGGUCCUAUCUGGCAGCAGGACUCGGCACUGUCCUUACUGUCUCUCUCCUCAUUGUGAUGACGGUAAAGUUGCGCCUCUUCCAUCGCUUUCUGGCAAGCUACAGGCACUCUCUGCUCCAAGAGGCAGAUGGAGUCAGUCAGUACGGACAGGAGGCGCCAUUUCCCAACAGCGUGAUGGGGAGAAUGGCCGGGACUGGAGGGACUCUCGGAGGACUGGAUGAGGAUGAUGACGGGUUCAUUGAGGAUAACUACAUCCAGACCAGUGAGAAAGACAGAGCAGAGAGAGAAGUAAAGGAAGAGGAGGGGGAGGAAGACAUGGAGGACAGCGACGAUGAUCUUCAGUUCACUAUCGGGUGAUUUCAGAAAAAAGAAGAUUCCAGCAAAACAAUUUUUCCAUAGCUGAUACUAAAUGAGACUUUAAAGAAGAUCUUGAUUGACAAUCUGCAUUUAGCAAUGAUUUCAAAUACCUCUAGCUCUGGCCUCUUCAAAUAUAUCAAUAGGCCUUUUUCACUUAAAUGGAACUGUUUCAUGGAACAGUCAGCUUCUUUUUUUCUUGUAUUCACACCUUAAGAGCAAUCACAGGUUUUUUUAGAAAUCAACUGACAAAGACUUUUCAAGCUCACUCUUCAGAGUAGGUAUAAGCAAAAGUGGAACCUUGAUUGGCACACGAGCACGAUGAAAUAUCAGCAACAUCAAUCUUGUAAAACCAGUAUAGCAGUUUGUAAUGUUAGCAUUUAAAAAAUGGCCAAAACAUGGCAACUGUAAUCUUAUAGCGCUUACUCUCUAUUCCCUGCUAGUUGUACCAUGCAUAAUUGCUGUCAAAACCAAAGUUUUUCAAUUAAAGUUAAGUGAAGGAAAAUGAAGAAGUGAAAAAGAAAGAGGGAAAUGAAAAUGAGAGCUGGUUGGAGAUUACUUUUUACUUUUUUUGCCUUGGGCCCAACAUACUCUAGAAUGGCUACUGUGUGCAACAUAAAUCCACACAUUUUCAGGCAUGUCACUCUCAAUCUUUUUGUUUUUGUCAUAUAAGGUGCUGUUGGCCUGCUAACAUCACUUCUUCUUCAUAUUGGUGGUAUCAAUGGAAACAGACAUAAAGCCCUCUGAGGUUUCUAGCCUCAAUGAUCUCCACAGUAGGCAAAACCAUUAGAAGGAGUGAUUAAUAUCCUGUUACUGAUUGCUUUCAGUAAAGAUGUAUUUACCAAGGUCUAUAUAAUUCAUAUAUGCAAUAGCCUCGACAAUACAUAUCUAAAGACAAAGAGGAAAAGUCAAAGGAAAAUCAUUUAAUAAAGGAAAAUGGAACUGCUUAAUUUUUCCUGUUCCAAUUGGUUCUAAUCAUUUCACAAAGAGGAAGAUUUUCCGUAAAAGCCUUUGGGGGGAUCCCCGGGAACCUGCUAAAAAAGAACUUUAGAUGUAUAAAACAUUUGAACGCUGAUUCAUCUACAGUUGAUUCAAAAUUGUUUCAAUAGAUAAGCAAAUUUAAAUUGUAUAAUGUGAUGACCAGUACAAAUGCCACGUGUCCAUUUGAGUGCGGAAAGGUAGUAUAAAUAAGAACACAAAAUCCUCUGCAGGCAGGGAAAUUCAGUAAAGAAGAACACUGUUUUAUAGUCCAUACACUUUUAUUACUCUGAGACAACAGUGUUUUGACCUGAAUCAGUCAUCAUUGGAAAAAUGGCUAACAUGACUAAGGGUGAGGUGUAUAAAAAAGUCCAAAGAUGACUUGAUGACGUUGCUCAUAAAAGAGAGUUUUGCAUUAAGCGCUCCUCAGCAACACGUUAAACAGCAAAGAUCUCCUGACGUUUCGUCACUUUGUGGUUUUAGCUUGCCUGUCCGAUAUCUUUCCUUUUCCCUCUUAGCCAAUCAAAAAAUUGUGACAUUAUUUUUUACAAUAAAUAUAUGGUGAGUUUAUCCACCUGCAAACUGUUGGAGGUUGUUGUUCAUACUGCGCUACUGAUAAACAACCUGAUUGGAGUUUGUACAUAAUUUGAGUUAGUAUGUGAAGUAUUGACCUGUUUGAUGGAUUUUAUGUUGACUUUGAAACCAGGAUGAAAAUACAUAACUUCAUCUUAGAAGUGAUCUGAACAUGCAGAGAGUUACACGUUUAAUGUUAGUGUGUUAAUGUAAGAUAGCAAAAGGUGUUUUAAAGCACAUGAAUAUAAAGUCUGAAAUACUUUGAUUGGAUAUCCACUUACGGAAAUGAAUAAAUGGUUUUUAAUACCAAUUUAAUCUUUAGUCAUUCUGUCAUUUUCUUUGUCCAACUUGAUCAUUGUGUAAGAUGAACAGAUGUAUAAAGCAGAAGACAUUUGAA
Labrus bergylta (ballan wrasse) is the source of this 2642-nucleotide messenger RNA. RefSeq names its product leucine-rich repeat-containing protein 19. NCBI's taxonomy places the organism in Eukaryota, Metazoa, Chordata, Actinopteri, Labriformes, Labridae. The record is from RefSeq and is a predicted model, not a curated record.